AACCGUGAGGCUCCUGGGUGUUAUGGUUAGUGCGAGAAUGUGGUGUGGGUCAGUUUGGCUGUGGUGCUGCUUCUUUACUGGCUGUGUGCUGAUCUCCCCAUUUGUAUGUGAAAUGAACUGGCUUGCAAAAAUACCACAUGCUCUCUUGAGGUCUGGCUGUCGUUUUUCUAUCCCGGCGCACUGCCAGACUUCCCGAUACCUCACUUCUACUGUCACACUCCCACCGGAUAUUGAAUUUCAAGAGUUGAAGAACAAAUUGGAGGAAGAUAGGGUGACCCUGAUCGAUGUUCGCACUCCUAGUGAGCUUGUCACAGAUGGAAAAAUUCCUAAAUCCAAGAAUUUAGUAUUACAAAUGCUAGGAGUUAAGAUCCUUAUCCCUGAAGAGGAUUUUGCAAAACAGCUUGGGUUUUCCAAACCCAAAUUGGAUGAACCUGUUGUUGUUAGCUGUUUGGGUGGUAUUCGUGCCAGAACUGCUCAGCUGGCAAUGAUGGGAGUUGGAUACACCAAUGUCAGGGUGUAUGUUGGAUCAUACGAAGAUUGGAUAGAAAAAGGAGGACCCGUGGAAUAUCCUGAGCCAGAAACACAGGAAGAAUGAAUGUCUUUGGCUGAUGAGUUGGAAAGAUAGGUUAAGUAAUUCUGUUCUAUUUAUUAUGUACAGUAAAACACCCUUGUAUCACACAAUAUUUCAUAUAGAAGAUCCUUUCACAAAUUGUUGCAUACUGUAUAGCAAUAGAGGCUAUACUUCACUUACGUCAGUGACAUUGUAAGUAAUAACUGGAGCAGAGUUUGCAGUACUUUAGUUAAUGGUUGUACAUAAUAAUAAAAUGUGUGAAUACUG
Molecule: messenger RNA, 838 nt
Organism: Procambarus clarkii (red swamp crayfish)
Lineage: Eukaryota; Metazoa; Arthropoda; Malacostraca; Decapoda; Cambaridae
Product: rhodanese domain-containing protein CG4456-like
Source: RefSeq, a predicted model, not a curated record